AUGGCGGAAGCAGCCCCGCACUACGGCACCCUCCGCUUCGACAUCCCCGACCAAUCCUCCACGUCUGAAGAGCGCGGCCUCUUUGCGCCUCCCGGAGCGAAAGAGGUGGUGUACGAGAAACUCCCGCUGCACAACUUUCACACCUCCCCCGAUGUCGUCAAGGGAGGCGCAGGCCUCGAUGUGCAAGGCUUCACGUGGAUCCAGCAUCGCUCGGUGCUUCAAAACUCGGACCAGUGGCUUGAGGGGCAGAACAUCGAAGCCACAUAUCUCGCCGAGUGCGAGGAUUUGAUUUGCCGGGCGACGGGGGCGAAGCGGGCAAUCGCCAACAAUGCCUUCUUUCGUCGUAGGCCCCAAGAUGACAUGUCGGAUCCGAAGCAUGUGCAUCUCCGCGAUACGCCGUUGGACAAGGCAAUCGGCCAGCUUCCCCGAGAUGCCAAUUACGUCUUCGGUCGGGACGCGGCAGAGUCGUCGCUGCCGCCGGCGAGGAUGGCUCACUCGGACUAUUCCGUCACAGGCUUGCGGAGCUCCGUCCGGUACUGUCGAAAAGACAUUUGCGAAAAGGCAAGCGAGGCACUCGAGGCGGAAGACGAGAAGAGUGCCCACAUUCCUCGCUACGCUGCGUACAGCGUGUGGCGGCCGAUCAAGCCUGUGAAGAAGGACCCAAUUGCCCUUUGCGAUUGGCGGACGAUUGACAAGCAAAACGAGUCUACGACUAUCGAAUACCGCGCUACCAGCGGCGUGACCGAGAAUGGCGAGUACAUCAUCCAAGGCCUCAUAGGUCUUCCGCCAAAACACCCCAUCAAGCAGAAAUGGUAUUGGGUGCCGGAGCAGAAACCCGACGAGGUGGCGAUUAUCAAGUUUGCGGAUACUGCUGGUGACACCGACCAAGACGUCGCUCAGGGCUGCCUGCACCUAAGUCCUGUGGUCGAGGGGACAGAAGGUGAGGCGGGCAGAGAGAGCAUUGACGUGCGGGUGUUUGCAUUUUGGUAG
Messenger RNA from Neohortaea acidophila, 990 nucleotides. RefSeq lists its product as uncharacterized. Lineage: Eukaryota; Fungi; Ascomycota; Dothideomycetes; Mycosphaerellales; Teratosphaeriaceae. The record is from RefSeq and is a predicted model, not a curated record. Gene Ontology annotation, molecular function: oxidoreductase activity. Bases 1 to 990 code for a protein of 329 amino acids. The transcript is spliced from 3 exons.